AUGGGUGACAAGACGUUUCAUAAGGCCUCGGUACUGCUGGGGCGAGCGGGUGACGCUCCAACAGUGGUCGAAGCGGUACAAUUCCAUGGGAUACGAAUAACGAAAAAUGAUGCGCUAGUGAAAGAGGUUUCUGAGUUGUAUCGGAGUUCAACGCUAGAUGAACUCGUUCAUAAUUCCCAUCUUGCCGCAAAGCAUUUCCAGGAAGUUGGGUUAAUGGAGAGUGCCGUGCCUUUGAUUGACGUUGCCCCGUCCAGUAAUGGUUAUAUUGUCAAUUUUGUAGUCAAAGAACCGAAGGCGUUUAGUUUGGGGCUGAAAGCUGGUAUAAGUACAAAUGGCGAUGCUGACAUGUCACUGAAUGCUGGCAAGCAAAGCGUUGGAGGACGUGGGGGACCACAGUUUCAACCUCUCUUUCGCGAAGCCUUUCCUGGGUUGGCAAAAGUACUCAAAUGUCACAGGCUUAGUGCUUUCAGAGCGAUUUCGUAUUUGCCAUGGAAUCAUUCCAACUGUGAGGAAAACGCCAUAAUUUUCGGCUAUAAUGGACGAAUAUCGAAAAAUAUUCUGCAUCAAAUUAAGUUCAAUACGUUAUGGAGAACACUUCGGGCUACAGACGAUGCAGCGUUUCUCGUUCGUGAACAUGCCGGUCACACCACAAAAUUCUCAAUAGAAAAUGCCAUCGGAUUUGAUAGCCGAGAUCGUCCUAUACUUGCUUCUAAAGGAAUACUUGCUCGAUUAACUCAAGAAUAUGCUGGGCCGUUUGGUGAUUCUUCAUUCAUAAGGCAUCAAAUAGAUUUGCAGCCGCCGCUCUCGUUCGCCCUUUUCCCUCACCUCUCUGCAUCGGCUCAGUUGAAAAACGUGAAAGGUUUGGGAGAUCGCGAAAUCCAUCUGCUGGACCGAAUGUACCUGGGUGGUCAGCAAGACGUGCGUGGAUUUGGUCUCAACACGCUUGGUGUACGCUCUGAAAACUCGUGCCUAGGCGGUGGCGCAGCCGCAUGUGGCGUGCUUCAUCUUUAUCGUCCUCUAUUUCCACCACAGAUGCUGUUUGCACAUGUGUUUGCAUCAACAGGAAGCGUUGCUCCAGUCCGAUCGCGACAUAUCAUGCGAGAUCUACAAGAUGCACAAAGAGUAUCCAUUGGUCUUGGUAAGUAG
Molecule: messenger RNA, 1146 nt
Organism: Ostertagia ostertagi
Lineage: Eukaryota; Metazoa; Nematoda; Chromadorea; Rhabditida; Trichostrongylidae
Source: the annotation of a GenBank genome assembly